Messenger RNA from Penicillium olsonii, 1035 nucleotides. The record is from the annotation of a GenBank genome assembly. NCBI's taxonomy places the organism in Eukaryota, Fungi, Ascomycota, Eurotiomycetes, Eurotiales, Aspergillaceae.
AUGGUUGCUUUAUCCAAGGUUCUAGUCGCAGCUGGCUUCGCUCAUGGUGCAAGCGCAUGGGGCGAGUUGGGCCAUGCGACUGUAGCAUACGUUGCCCAGCACUUUCUCUCUCCAGGCACGGCAUCAUGGGCAAAAGAAGUCCUCGACGACUCCUCCAGCUCAUACCUGGCCAACAUUGCAUCCUGGGCAGAUCAUUACCGACUCACCACAGCCGGAAAAUGGUCCGCCUCGCUGCACUACAUCGAUGCCGAGGACGACCCCCCAACAACAUGCAACGUAGACUAUGAGCGCGACUGCGGAGACUCCGGGUGCUCAAUCUCAGCCAUCGCCAACUAUACCCAGCGGGUAGGAGACGGACGACUCACGCCCAACAACACAGCCGAGGCACUGAAAUUCCUCGUCCACUUCCUAGGGGACAUCACCCAGCCCUUACACGACGAAGCCUACGAAGUCGGCGGGAACGGCAUAGAGGUGACAUUCGACGGAUACAGCGACAACCUCCAUUCCGACUGGGAUACGUAUAUGCCUGAGAAGUUAGUCGGGGGCGACUCGCUUGCGGAUGCGCAGUCGUGGGCUGAUUCGCUAGUCGAGGAGAUCACUUCGGGCAGUUACGAGGAUGAGGCGCCCGCCUGGAUUAAGGGUGAUACGAUUGGUGAUGCGGUCACUUCUGCGAUGCGGUGGGCUUCGGAUGCUAAUGCCUUUGUCUGCACUGUUGUUAUGCCUGGGGGAGCCUCGGCGUUGCAGGAGGGUGAUCUGUACCCGACGUAUUACAAUUCUGCGAUUGGGACUAUUGAGCUGCAGAUUGCCAAGGGGGGUUAUCGGUUGGCGAAUUGGCUCAAUAUGAUUUACAAUACGAAGAUUGCGAAGCGGGAUCUGGAGAGGUUUGUGAAGGAGAGUCGGAAUGAUGCCCCUGCGUUGGAUCUGUUGGGUCGCGAAUUCCUUCCUGGGUCUCGUCCGCUGAGUCGGGCGAAGUUGGCCAGGGAGGCGAUGGAGGGUUCCUGUUGUAGCGCGGAGAAGCGAGGCCAUGUACACUGA